Messenger RNA from Dermacentor silvarum, 2419 nucleotides. Its product is annotated as solute carrier family 22 member 8. Gene Ontology annotation, molecular function: transmembrane transporter activity. The record is from RefSeq and is a predicted model, not a curated record. Lineage: Eukaryota; Metazoa; Arthropoda; Arachnida; Ixodida; Ixodidae. Gene Ontology annotation, cellular component: membrane. The transcript is spliced from 12 exons. The coding region runs from base 165 to 1901 and encodes 578 amino acids. Gene Ontology annotation, biological process: transmembrane transport.
CCAAUUAGCUAUCAUAUGCCCUCCCUUCCCGACAAUAAGAAAUUUGUUGAAGACCGUGUGGCAGUGGGGUUCAAGCACUUUCACAACGGCGGAGUUGUUUCUAGGCUCAUCUUUGCGGCGUGAACAAUGGUUGGCACCGACGACGUGUUCCAGAAAUUCGGCCCAUGGCACUACUCAGUGAUGGCAUUCUGCUUCUUGCGGGGAUUUCCCGCCGCCUACCACGCCAUGGCGCCAACGUUCACCGCGCCACACCUGAAGCACUGGUGUGCGAAACCUUGGCAGCUGGCAAACUGGUCUACCGAACGGUGGCUGGAAGAGGGAAUGCCCUGGGAGGAGCCAACAAAAAACAGAAAUGGCGCCCAGCCGUGUUGAGUGCAUUGGGCGCACGAGCAGACAAGACUAAAAAAGCAGGUCUACCUCUUCCAGGAAAAGGUUUACUGCAACCAAGCCAGUGUGAGAUGUACGUCUACGAAGAAUCUCCGGACGGUUCACUCACAAUCUUCAACGACAGUCGAGUGAAAUGCUCGACCUGGGAGUACGACCUCGGUGACCAAACAUACACUCUUACGAACACGUUUGAUCUGGUUUGUGACCGCGUCUGGCUGCGGGCAGCCUCUCAAAGCAUUUACAUGUUGGGAAUCAUGAUUGGAAAUACUGUCUUCGCCCAUUUAUCUGACUGGUACGGCCGCAGGCAGUCAUUGGUCUUCAUGAUGCCCUUGCCCAUCAUUGCCGGUGUUCUGACAACGUUUGCUCCAUCUUUCUGGCUGUACAACAUUGGCCGUCUCAUUGCGUCCAUUGGCGUCGGCGGCAUCCAGAAUACUUCAUUUACCAUGGCUAUGGAGGUGCUGUCAACCCGUAACCGAGCUUUGGGUGUGCUGUUCGUCAGCGGUGGAUGGACUACCGGCCUUGUCACCCUGACUGGAAUCGCGUGGCUCAUAAGGGACUGGCAGCACCUGCAGAUCGUCAUAUCACUUGUCUAUUUGGGCAACUUCUUCAUCUGGCUAUUCAUGCCGGAGUCUCCGCUGUGGCUUCUAGCUACGAAGCACUACAAAAAAGCGGAGAAGAUUCUCAAACGGGCUAUCACUAUGAACAAAGUGACCGACGUUGAUGUCAACGAAAUUAUAAAAUCUUACGAGGACAAGAUGGAGAGGGAGCGGUCACUGAAGAAGCCCACUUUUGGAGCUCUGUUUCGAUACCGCUGCAUACGAAGGACGUCGAUUAUCCUGUCUUUCAAAUCAAUGUUUUCGACGCUGCUCUACUACAACCUGACCUAUACCAGCAUCCUCUUAGGCAGCAAUCCAUACCUGAGCUUCUUGGUGAUGGCCUGCAUGGAGUAUCCCCAGAAGUUCAUAGCCAUCGUAUUCAUCAACUACAUGAAGCGACGAACUGCCUACAUGUUCCUUUACACCUCCGCCGCCUUGUGCUCACUCAUCGUCAUCUUCGUGCCAUCAGACAUCUGGUGGCUGCAGCUCUUGUUUACGCUCAUGACGAAGCUCUUCAACUCCUGCGCCGGUUCCGUGAACACUGUCCAGAUAUCAGAAAUGUACCCAACCCAGAUGAGGACACUGGCCAUGGGUUGGACAGUGACCACCAGCCGAGUGGGCGCCAUUGUGGCUCCAUUUACGAAAGAGUUGGCUGUGGUAAUAGGUCCUUGGGCUCCAAAAGCAGUGGACUGCGUCAUCUGCGUGCUGUCUGUGUUGCUGGCCCUUAUGCUACCGGAAACUUUCAAGAUGACGCUUCCCGACACUGUGGGUGACGUCAAGAGAAGAGGCAUAAAGAACGACACAACAAUGGAGUCGGCUGAUUUGGACAAGCUGAACGAAGAAUUUCCAUGCAUGAAAACUACUGAAGAGGUGGAGCCCGUUGAAAAAGUGUCAGUGAAGGGUGAACGAAGGUCGUGAUUUUAGGCAACUCUGGUAUGUUUGAGGAGUUGUUACGGGUAAAUCUUACGAUUGGCGCGAAAAGCUAAGAGUAAGUAGCAGAUAAACCACACCUUCUGGGCACGUAUUUCUUGCAGAAAUUAUGAUUGCGAACAAAGGGGAGUUGCACCUACUUGCGGUUGAAGACGUGUCUAAAGCAUCACACAGCUGUCGAAUAAACCUUACGUUUACAGGUUUAAUUGAGAUUACAUUCUUGUUUAUUCCGCUGAUAUUUUCGUAAGGCAUACUGCGGUCCUUAUCUGUGUGUAGAUGAUUGCACUCUUCUGCACUGCUUAGACCUGCCGGCUUCUUGCCGAGACCGUCCUUUUAGGUGCAAAACACGUUAUGCGCCCGGGCUGUCGGCAUCUCCUGUCGUCGUCGUAGUCACGGUAAUCAAGCGGCUCGUUUUCGCGCUCGGCACGCACUCGUGCCACUGCUCCCGCGUUCGUCGUCACUGUCGUCUUCCACAGCUGGCUGCGUUGCCACUCAUAACUCCAGCU